Molecule: messenger RNA, 3787 nt
Organism: Oncorhynchus masou masou (cherry salmon)
Lineage: Eukaryota; Metazoa; Chordata; Actinopteri; Salmoniformes; Salmonidae
Product: tau-tubulin kinase 1-like
Exons: 15
Coding region: 217-2385 (722 amino acids)
Biological process (GO): signal transduction; peptidyl-serine phosphorylation; peptidyl-tyrosine phosphorylation
Cellular component (GO): cytoplasm; nucleus
Molecular function (GO): ATP binding; protein serine/threonine kinase activity
Source: RefSeq, a predicted model, not a curated record
GAUGCUGCCGUAGAAAUGGUGGUGUGUGGGGCGAACCUCCUGCAAUGGUUUUGACCGUAGAGGCGAAACAAUGUGCCUCUUCAAAGUCUUCGAGGUUUUCAUGUCAUCGCGUCUGAAGAGAAUUAGAUAAAUGGCUCAUUUAAGUUGGGAGCUGCCCGCGUUCUGUCGGGCUGGCAGAUACAGUGCCUAGUACCAGGCCUCCAGGACCACGCCAACAUGAAUGGGGCUGGGGAGACGGCAGACAUACUGCCGCCUAACUGCAUGGUCAAGGACCGAUGGAAAGUGCUGAAGAAAAUCGGAGGGGGAGGUUUUGGUGAGAUUUACGAAGCUCUGGACCUGUUGACUCGGGAGAACGUGGCAUUGAAGGUGGAGUCGGCCCAGCAGCCCAAACAGGUCCUGAAGAUGGAGGUGGCAGUCCUGAAGAAACUGCAGGGUAAAAACCAUGUUUGCAAGUUUAUUGGCUGCGGGAGAAAUGACAAAUUCAACUACGUGGUCAUGCAACUUCAGCAGGGACGCAAUUUGGCAGACUUGCGGAGGAGCCAGCCUCGGGGGACUUUCACCAUGAGUACCACACUCCGCCUGGGGAAACAGAUCCUGGAGUCUAUAGAGGCCAUCCACUCUGUUGGCUUCCUGCAUCGAGAUAUCAAACCGUCAAACUUCGCCAUGGGAAGGCUGCCUUCAACCUUAAGGAAGUGUUACAUGUUAGACUUCGGCCUCGCGCGGCAGUACACCAAUACCACUGGAGAAGUCCGCCCUCCGAGAACUGUUGCAGGUUUUCGAGGAACUGUCCGAUAUGCCUCAGUCAACGCACAUAAAAACAAAGAAAUGGGCCGCCAUGAUGACCUAUGGUCUUUAUUUUACAUGUUGGUGGAAUUUGCAGUUGGACAGCUGCCAUGGCGGAAAAUCAAGGACAAGGAGCAAGUUGGGCAGAUUAAAGAGCGAUAUGACCAUAGGAUGUUGCUGAAACACAUGCCGUCAGAGUUUGAUAUCUUCCUCGACCAUGUAUUGGGCCUGGACUACUACACCAAGCCGGAUUAUCAGCUGCUGAUGUCGGUGUUUGAGAACAGCAUGAAGGAGCGCAUCAUCACGGAAAAUGAGCCGUUUGAUUGGGAGAAAGGAGGGACAGACUCCACACAGUCAACAAGCGCCUCCACCCAACCACAGCACAACACACGGCCCACCGUCGCCAUGGUGGGAGCCCUAAACACCCCGGUGCCCGGAGACCUGCAGAGAGAGAACACGGAGAACGUAUUCCAGGACGAGCACCUCAGCGACCAGGAGAACGCCCCUCCGGCCCUGCCUCCCAGUGGGAGCCGCCAGGAGGGCGAGGGCGGUGGCCAGACGCCCGCAAAGGGUGAGGGAUUGGAGGACACCGACUUCAACCGCAACAAACUCAGGAUCAGCCUGGGCAAGGGGGCCCAGGAGGGGGAUGAACCCAGCAGAGGGGCCUGUCCCAUGUCGCCGUGCCGGGCAGGAGGGGCCCCAGAGUCCCCCAGUGGCCAGGUGCGCUCCCUCCGGUACCGCCGCAUCAACAGCCCAGAGUCAGACCGCAUGUCGGCUGCUGAUGGGAGGGCCGUUGACGGCUAUGGCCAAAGUAUCAGGUCCCGCAUGGACAUCCUGGGCUCGCCGUCGCGCCACAUGUACUCGUCCCAACCAGCCAUGAUGCUGUCUGUGGACGACGGCCUGCAGCGCGGGCGGCACGGCGAGGGCUCGGUGGCAUCCGUGGACCAGGAAGCCCACAGCAAUGCCUUUAUCAGAUCGGUGCCACUAGCAGAGGAGGAAGACUUUGAUAGCAAGGAGUGGGUGAUCAUUGACAAGGAGACGGAGCUGAGGGACUUCCACCCCACCACGUCGGGCACCACCGAUGAGGAGCCUGAGGAGCUGAGGCCCCUGGAGGAGGGAGAGGAGAGGAGGAAGCUGCGGGGAGGAGGGGCGGAGAUGGUGGUGCGGCCCAAGACGACCCACACAACCAACAGCAGCCGGGGCAUGCUCACGCUCACCGAGGAGGAAGCCUCCAGACGAAGUGGGGGAAGCCCCGCCAUGUCGCCCUGUCAUUCACUCCCGUCAGGCCGUCCUAUCGGACCCCAAAGACCGCUGGAGGAUGACAGGCACCACCCGAGGCCCAAUCAGCUGCGGAGGCUGGCCUCUUACGUCUUCUCAUCAUCCACGCUGGAAACGGAGCAGUACCCGCACCCCGGAGGGUCCUUCAUCCAGCGGAGCCGCUCAGCCGAGAGCAGCCCUGCUCACAUGAACUCUUCCACACACCGGCGCCACGCUCCCCUGCAGAGCCCUGGCAGCCCACGGAGCAGGCACUCGGUCCUGAAUGUGUCGCGCACGCAAAUCCAGCAAUUGCUUGCCAAGCUCAUGAAUAAGAACACAAGCUGAGGGGGGGGGGGGGCACUCUGCAUGCCAAAAUGCAUUAGUGUAUACUCUUUUUCACCCAUUAUGUAAAUACACAGGGACAUACUCGCAGUUUGAAACCCAAAGAGCCCUAUUUUGACGGGUUGGUUAGAACACAAACACUUGCACGCUUGCGCACACAUUAUCUUUCAGACACACACAAACAUACUGAACUAAAACACAGUUCAAACAACUCACUUUAAUUUAACUAACAUUAAAGAAGUGAAUAGGUAACGAAGAAAAGUGCUGAUGUCAAAAUAUUUUUCACUUAAUAAACUCAUAAAAGUCUGCUCCUUGCAAAGUCAGAGUUGCACGUGCAAUUUGAGUAAAAAGUGAUGGAAGUGUAAACUUGAGGUUUCCCCUUUCCCUCUUCAUCAUUUAAUGGUACUGUGCAGAGGAGGAGUCACAAAACUGAGACUGUUAAGAGACUGUUUAACUUCAUUGCAUUCUUUUUCCAUUCAUGCUGCAGGCUUGAGGGAUUGUCGUCAAAUGCAGGUCAUGUCGGCAAUGCGUAGCUAAAGGAAUUACAGUAACGCUUUCGGUAACACUUUGCUUAAAGGGGCAAUCUGUAGAUCAACUCAAAUUUAUUUAUAAAGCCCUUCUUACAUCAGCUGAUAUCUCAAAGUGCUGUACAGAAACCCAGCCUAAAACCACAAACAGCAAGCAAUGCAGGUGUGGAAGCACGUGGCUAGGAAAGCUCCUGACACUGUUACGAGGGUCUUGUGACAAAGCAUUAGAGUUAAAUUAUUCCCCAGAGAAGGUAUGUAAUGCUAGGCUGCUACAAUAAGUGCUCUGCAGUCUACACACUGAUCUUGUGUAGCUUGGUCCCAGAUCUGUUUGUGGAGUCUUGCCAACACUUAUUAUCAUUGUCACGUCCGUGACCAUAAAAAUGACCAUCGUAAGACAGCACAAACAGAUGUGGGACCAGGCUAGUUCUUGUGGAGUGUAAACAGAAAUAUUUCCGCUUCUGUAUGUUUAUCACACAGGGCGCUAUAUUCUAUAUGUCUUAUCUUGCUUUUGGUGUACUUUAUAGAGUUUUUUUUGUCUGUCGGUUGCUGGCAUAUCCAUGCUUUCUAUGCGUUGAAAUGCUGGAGCAAUGGGUUAGUCAGGCUUUUGAAGGGUGAGGAUAUUAGGUGUGGAGUUUUGCAAUAGGAAAACUCCCUUUCUCUAAUAUUCAGUGUCAUGUUUUUACAACAGGCGUUAUCGUGGUUGAGUUCAAUGUACUGUAUAGAUGUACAAUCUUAAUUUGAUCACUCUUUUGUUGCUGAGAAUUUAAACUUGUUAUGUAUUUGAGUUUUUAAAAAGGCUUGUUGCUACAGUAACAUGAUUCGAACGUUAUGAUGCAAGAAAUGGUGAAACCUCCUUUCAUAAAACUGUUCUUAAUUCA